Drosophila innubila is the source of this 1513-nucleotide messenger RNA. RefSeq lists its product as uncharacterized. The transcript is spliced from 4 exons. The coding region runs from base 80 to 1090 and encodes 336 amino acids. The record is from RefSeq and is a predicted model, not a curated record. Gene Ontology annotation, cellular component: mitochondrion. NCBI's taxonomy places the organism in Eukaryota, Metazoa, Arthropoda, Insecta, Diptera, Drosophilidae.
UUUAUACAUUUUUUUGCUUUGUCGCCGUGAAGUUGACAUUCUCUGUUAUUAAUCAAAGCCGCAAACAUAUACAGCAAAUAUGAUUAUCAAUACGAGCAAAGCGUAUCUGCUGCGUGCCGCGCGUCAACCAGUCGGUGUGCAGUACAUAAAAAAGUAUACAGCUAUUCAACCAUUUCACACAAGCGCCAAUACUCUCAAUAACGCAUUGCCGGACCCCACCCCCGCCCUUCCCAUACCCCAUAAUGUGGAUGCCGCAGAGUCAACGCGAUUUUCCCCUCAACGCUCAAGGGACAUGUCGGACAAUAUCAUGGUGAUGUCACAUGCACCCAUCUCGAUGAUUGACAUCACCACCGAUAACAGCUUGAGUGCGUCGCAGGGUGCGAACUUUGUACAGGAUUUGCAUGUGCAGUCGUACGAUUGCUUCGGUGCCGUUAGCCUCAAUGCGGUGAUGCAGAGCAAUGUGCCCACUCCGUUUGGUGGCAUGCACAAGUUCUCGCAUCUGAACAUGCCCGGCGGACAGUGGUCGCAGGAGUACAAGUUCACAUCGCAGAAUAUGCACAGCUCGCAUUAUCGUGCCUUGCGAGACAACACACGGGCCGAUUGGGUGACCUAUGAUCAGAAUGCCACGGUCCUGGGCAACCACAAUGGCCAAGGCUCCCGACGUUGCUACAGCACCCAAGCAACUCCGCCACCGAAGGCAUCCGAAACAGCAGCUUCAACUACUCCCGUUUCCGCAGAGACAGCUUCUCAACCCGAGCAAUUGAGCAAGAAGGAGCAACUGAAAAGAGCCUUUAAGGACUAUGGUGCCACUAUUGUCGCAUUCCAUGUAGGUAUCUCUCUGAUAUCUUUAGGUGGCUUCUACAUGCUCAUCUCCAGCGGAGUAAACAUGGUGCCUCUUCUGGAAUUCCUUGGCAUUGAGUCGAGUGCCAUUGUGGAAAAAAUAGCUGUGGGCAGCACCUUUGUCACGGCCUAUGCCGUCCACAAAGUAUUUGCACCGGUUCGCAUUAGCAUUACACUCGGUUCGACGCCUUUCAUUGUGCGCUUUCUGCGUUCCAAGGGAUUCAUGAAACCAAAAAAUAAGAGCAUAUAAUGCCAAACUCGAAAGCAUAUAUUAUUACGAUUUUAUGUAACGCGAUUACGCGAUAAAUACACGACAUUUUAAUAGCUAAGCUAUGCAUGCAAUUUACGUUUAUUAUCCUAUUUUUUAACUUUUAUCUAUACUUGUAUACUUCUCGAACAUAUAUUUAUCAAGCAUAUAUUUAUUCUGUACCAGUUUCACUUCAUAAUUAAUUAAAUUGAUUCCCAAAGAAUGCAAAUUAUAAGCAUAGAGUUGGAGAUAUUUGGUAUACUAUAUAUAUAUGAUGGGAGGACAUCGAGCUUAAAAGCAAAGAGACAUUAAAUUAAAUUUAAAAGAUACUGUCAGCACUUUUAUUUUCUUAGUGUUGAUGCUUUUAGUCAGGGAUCGUAACGAUUAAAUAAAAUUACUCAUCGGCUUAUAGAAAGAAACUUUUAA